This is a messenger RNA of Colletotrichum chrysophilum, 414 nucleotides long. RefSeq lists its product as uncharacterized. The transcript is spliced from 2 exons. NCBI's taxonomy places the organism in Eukaryota, Fungi, Ascomycota, Sordariomycetes, Glomerellales, Glomerellaceae. The coding region runs from base 1 to 414 and encodes 137 amino acids. Gene Ontology annotation, biological process: 2-oxoglutarate metabolic process. The record is from RefSeq and is a predicted model, not a curated record.
AUGUUCGCGACCAGAGUCCUCCGCCAGGCUGCCGCCCACGCCGAGCGUACCCCCAGCAUCCGCUUCCUCGGCCGCCGCACCAUUCCCUCCUCCGUCGACCACACCCCCGCUCCUCACCCGGCCUCGCCCACCGGCACCCUGCCCCCCAACUUCGGCAACGGCUCCGCCCCGGCCAGACACACCUCCUUCAGCUCCUACCGCGACCACGCCCAGCAGCACGGCCCGCUCCAGCGCUCCAUCCGCAACGGCGAGCCCGGCAUCGGCGGCACCUCCGGCCACGAGAUGGGCUCCGUCAUGCCCGCCUCCGGCAUCUUCUUCGACCGCUCCGAGCUCCCCGCCCGCUUCCGCCGCCAGCCCCUCGACAUGGCCGAGAUUGAGGCCGUCGAGUCCGGCGGCGCUGCCCUCUUUGGUUGA